AUGAACAUCGACGCUAUCAGUGGACAGGAUUUAAACGGCUCUUUUAAAGUAGCCAAUUUAGCUGUUGCUGCACUUUCGGUGCUCUCUGGAUUAUCCCAAUUAUUCUCGGGCGUCCAAUCGUUCCUUAUUGGAAUCUAUAUCAUCGGUUUCGGUGCCGUCAUAGGCCUUCUCGAGUUCCGCGUCCCUAGCGAGGCGUACACUUAUGGUUCCUUCCUUUUCUCCUUUGUGGGAAGAGGUGUUUUCUACACAUUGAUCGGUGCCAGCAUCAAUGGCGCGUCGUGGUUCCGCCUUUUCGCUGGAAUCUUGAUCUUCGUCAUUGGCUUGGUGUAUAUUGCGUUGGAGGCGGUGCCCAGCAUCUCCCCUCCAGAGAAUAUGAGCCCUGAGGGCAUUUCCAUCGGCGUCCAGGAUGAAGAUGUCGUGUAA
Candidozyma auris is the source of this 423-nucleotide messenger RNA. RefSeq lists its product as uncharacterized. Lineage: Eukaryota; Fungi; Ascomycota; Pichiomycetes; Serinales; Metschnikowiaceae. The coding region runs from base 1 to 423 and encodes 140 amino acids. The transcript has 6 exons. Gene Ontology annotation, cellular component: Golgi membrane. Gene Ontology annotation, biological process: vesicle-mediated transport. The record is from RefSeq and is a predicted model, not a curated record.